AUGGGCGCUAGCUUGGUUUUGUGUUUCUUUCUCUUGUACAUAUAUCCAUUCCGUAUACCUCUGGGAUCAGACUCCCCUAUAUCUCAAAUCCAAUCCUGCGCACCUCUCCUCAUAAUUUACCAUCGUAGACAAGAUAGAAAAGAAUUGUAUAGCUCGAAAGUUGAAAAGUCCGAGGCCAAGUCAACGAAGUAG
Messenger RNA from Penicillium robsamsonii, 192 nucleotides. RefSeq lists its product as uncharacterized. The transcript has 2 exons. Lineage: Eukaryota; Fungi; Ascomycota; Eurotiomycetes; Eurotiales; Aspergillaceae. Bases 1 to 192 code for a protein of 63 amino acids. The record is from RefSeq and is a predicted model, not a curated record.